GUUUCGCCCGUAAUGUCAUCUCAUUCCGAACUUUUGAUGAAUCUUGAGAGUUGAUUUUAAUGAUUAACAGUUUUGUUUGCUCUGAUGUGCUCCGCAUGCUGCCGAAUUCUUCUCACCGGGAAAUGUCCGGUAUCUUUAAAUUAAAUUGUAAAUGGAUGUAUGAAAAAAAAACAGUUGGUUAUCUGAAAACUUACGCAAGAUAGUAAAAUGAUGCAAGAGAAAUCACGUUUGCUAAAGUUAUGUCAGAGAAUUUUUUUUAUAAAGUAAUGUAUAUGGUUGCUUGAAUGGUGAAAUUUACCAUCGUCUCCCCGUUUAAAGUAAUGUGGCAUUUGUACAAAACUCGAUCUGAUUACCGUCAUUAAUAUGAAUGAUCACACCAGUGUCGCUCAAUCAAUAGGCCUAUUCGGCCGCCUAGGGAAGCAUCUUCUGAUGGGGGAGCCGACUUAACAAACCGCCCCCAUCCCGCAACACCGUCGGAGACGCGGCGAAAUUUGUGUGUGUGUGUGUGUGUGUGUGUGUGUGUGGAGGGGGGCAGUACAUGCAUUUCGCCGGCCGAAGUAGGAAGAGAGCUGUGUAUGUGUGUGUGUGUGUGUGACUGUGUGUGCAUAGGCCCUCUGCUCCUUCAGGGGGCGCUGUCCCCCACAGCGCGAGGAGAACCGGCGCCCAGCCGACGUGCUGCUGGCCCUUUAACUGCGGAGCCUCUCUGAGGUCCGCGUGGCAACUGUGAGCACUCCAGAUCAGCUGGGCGGCUCGCGCUCGGUGGCUGUCACGCUUUGUCGGUCGGUGUAUUUCACCAAAGCCGCGCCAUUUAACCGUGUCGCUCGCAUCCUCACUUUUCAAGCCCCUGUUAAGGCCGAAUCUCUGCCAUAAAACCCGGCACCAUGACGGAAGACCUGGAGCGCAUUCUGUCCCAGCUGACGCAGGCCGACAGCGCCGCCAUCCAGCAGGCUACAGCUCAGCUGAAAAUGGCCUUCAGAGACCCAGCGGUAAUUCCAGCGCUGUGUGCAGUCAUGACCGGAUCACAGGAUCCCCAGAUUCGGCAGUCUGCUGCAGUGAUGCUGAGGAUGCGGGUGAAGAAACACUGGAAGAAGAUCAGUCCAGACCACAGAGAAAGCCUGAAGGCUGUGGUUCUGCAAGCAUUUCAGCAAGAGACAGAACACGUGGUCCGGCACUCGCUGUCCCAGCUCAGCGCUGUGCUGGUGAAGCACGAGACGCCUGACCGCUGGCCCGCAUUGCUGAACCUUCUCAACCAGUCCACCAAGAGCUCCAACCCCCAGGACAGACAGGUUGGCUUGCUGCUGCUCAGUAAAGUGGUGGACUCCAACCCGGAGGCCUUCAAGCCUCACUACCGGCAGCUUCUGCGGCUGUUUGACACAGUGCUGCAGGACCUGAGCAGCCCCACUGCCUUGUACUACUGCAUUCUCACCCUGACGGCCAUCACUGCCCACACCGGACAGGGGGAGCUGAACAUGAUGCGCUCCCUUGUUCCAAGGCUCUCAGUCGCCAUAAGACAUCUUGUCAAGGCAGAUCAGGAUCAGGCUAGUGAGGCAAUGGAAGUGUUUGACGAAAUGAUGGAGAGUGACAUUUCCGUCAUGGUUCCCCACGUCUCCGAUAUCGUCCGCUUCUGGCUAGAGAUUGCUGCAGAUGCAUCUCUCAGCGACUCCCUGCGAAUGAAGGCUUUGUCCUGCACUGCGUUCCUCAUCAGACUCAAGAGCAAGGUUAUUUUAAAGCAGAAGCUGCUGAGCCCUAUUUUGCAGACUGUGUUCCCGGUGCUGAGUGCGGCGCCCCCUCCUGGGCAGGAGGACCCCGAGGAUCAGGAGGAUGCAGAGAAUGGUGAAGAUGCUGAAAACCCCAAGCACUUGGCCGCUCAGGUCAUUGACACCCUUGCGAUGCACCUGCCUCCUGAGAAGCUCUUCCAGCAGCUGACACCCUUCAUGCAGGCCUGCCUGUCUAGUAAGAACCCCUAUGAGCAGAAGGCAGGCCUGAUGUGUCUGGCAGUGCUGGCCGAAGGCUGCGCAGACCACAUGCGCACAAGGAUGCUGCCUGCCGUGUUGCAGACUGUGUGUCAGAGUCUGUCGGACAGCAAUCAGCUGGUGCGCAGCGCUGGUCUCUUUGCUCUGGGACAGUUUUCCGAGCAUCUGCAGCCGGACGUCAGUAAAUACUGCGCUGAGUUGAUGCCGCUGUUGAUGGGAUACUUGUCGGGAUUGAACCAAGCCAAGACUGGACAUGUAACGAAGGCCUUUUAUGCCCUGGAGAACUUCUUGGAGAACCUGGGUGGUGAAAUCCAGCCAUACCUGCCCAGUCUUAUGGAGACCAUGUUGGGUGCUUUGAACAACUCGGAGAACCUGAAAAUUAAAGAACUGGCUGUCAGUGCUAUUGGAGCCAUCGCCAAUGCCGCAAAGGAGAUGCUGGUGCCAUACUUCCCCCCGGUGAUUGAGAGCCUGAAGGCUUCCCUCACGGACAUACGGGAGGAAGUGAGGUGUUUGCAGACCCAGGCUUUGGACACGCUGUCGGUACUGGCAGCCGGGUACUCACUCUUCUCCGCUGUAUCCACCGUCAGUCCGGAGAGUCUGACUCCUCACCUCAGCACCAUCACCUCCGUCAUGCUGCUGUCACUCAAGUCCACUGAGGGAGUCACGGCUCACCAAGACGAAGAAGCCCAGUUUGUCCUCCUUGAUGACGAUGAUGACGACGACAGUGGUGACGUAGUUUUGGAUGAGGAAGGAGAGAAGGAGGGAAAUGAGAGCGACAUUACUGGUUUCAGUGUGGAGAAUGCCUACAUUGAUGAGAAGGAGGAUGCCUGUGAUGCGCUGGGAGAACUCGCCCUUAACACUGGCACUGCCUUCCUCCCCUUCCUGGAGGUGACUUUCCAGCAGGUCUUUGAGAUGCGUGAUUUCCCCCAUGAGGAUGUGCGCAGGGCUGCCUUUGCGUCCAUGGGCCAGUUUUGCUGUGCACAGCACAAAGUGUGGCAGGGAAACCCCACGGAGGACAACCACCAAGCUCUGCAGAAGCUUCUGUCCACGGUGCUCCCGAGCUUCCUGGAGGCCGUGAGGCAGGAACAUGAGAGGCAGGUAGUGAUGGCCGUACUGGAGUCCAUGAACGGCGUGUUAAAGUCCUGCCAGGGGGAGGCGCUGCGGCCGGCUGGUAGGCUGGGCGAGAUCAGCCAGGUCAUCCGCAGUGUCCUCAAAAAGAAGACGGUCUGCCAAGAUGGAGGAGGUGAUGAAGCCGAUGAUGAGCAGCAGGCUGAGUUUGACGCCAUGCUGCAGGAGUUCGCGGGUGAAGGGAUCCCCCUCCUGGCCUCUGCUGUUCCUGCCGACACCUUCUACCCCUUUCUAAAUGAGCUGCUGCCCCUCAUCAUGAACAAGGCCAAAUCCUCCUGCACCGUGGCGGAGCGCUCCUUCGCCCAGGGCACGCUGGCCGAGAUCAUGCAGUCGCUGGCGGCCGUGUCUGGCGGCAGGCCGGUCGCUGGGCGUCUGUCAAACCGGCUGCUGCCGGUGAUGAUGGCUGGGGUGCGAGACAGUGACCCAGAGGUGCGCAACAACAGCGUCUUCGGCCUGGGCUCGCUUGCCAAGGCUGCUGGGCCGAUUAUCACAGAGAAUUACCCUACGCUGCUCUCCUUGUUCUCAUCUCUCCUGUCCAAAGAGUCGGACAGGAGGGUUAUUGAUAAUGUCUGCGGUGCCCUCUGCAGGAUGAUCACCAGCAACACACCGUGUGUGCCACUGGAACAGGUGUUUCCCGCUCUCCUUUCACACCUUCCUCUGAAAGUGGAUCUGGAGGAGAACCGGACCGUAUUCGACUGCAUGGCCUUCCUGUACUCCCAUAAUCCCUCACUGGUUGUGAGUCACAUUAAAGCUGUACUUUCUGCAUCCAGCCAUGUUAUAGGAACCAAAGACCUCGAUGCCGAUGGCCAGGACACAUUGCUACUGUUUCUAAGAAAAUUGGCUCAGCAUCAUUCGUGUGAAUUCCAGUGUGCAGUGAUGUCUCUUCCCAGUGAAAGGAAGGCGGCGCUCGUGGCACUGGUCACGCCAGUGUAGACUCAUCUUAGUCCAUUUCUUUUUGGUUAAACAUCAUCUACCCAGGGAGCUUCAGACUCACGGAAUUGUCCAACAGCCAGCCGCUCGCAGCCACCAGAGAUGUGCCUCAGCACUUCGUACGUCUCAUAACAUAAACUAAGAACGUAACAAACCAGGCUUGUGCACUUUCUAUUACACUGUCAUCUGCUGUCGCUGUCAGCUAGUUCCUUGCCAAAGGUACGGGGAGCGGAGCAGGAGACCAGGGGGACAGGUCAUGGUCGGUGUGUCAGGUGCCCUCAUUCACUCUCGUUUGAACGGGGGUCCGUCUUGUGAAUGGAUUCACCCACAAAGUCAAAUCCCGGCCCUUGGCCAGCCCUCCUGGCCGUGUGCAUCUCUGAGAGAGUCUCAGAACUGCGGCACUGCCUUAGUAAAGGUGUUACUUUGCAGUGGGGUUACCAAGGGCUCAGAUUUUGUAUUUAUAAAUAGCAGAGCUCACUAAGGAAAAGAUUCUUUUAAUUUUAACCUGCUUUGUAAGGUUAAAUGGGUUAGACCCUCUGCUCUCUAGCUAGAGAAGAGCCUCUGUGAUCUUGCAGGCUUCAGUGUGGUGUGACUCCAGCCCAUUCCGUAGCCUCCAGAGGUUCUGAGGAGCCUCAGAUGAGACUCUCUGGACAGCGGGCAGUAAGACACAUUUAUUUCCGCUUGCGUACAUAAUAUUCAGAUAAAUCAGUUAUUUAGGCUGUUUUUGUUACCCACACUUAAAUGGCUGUAAGUCCCUGAAUAAAUUCACACCACUUUA
Paramormyrops kingsleyae is the source of this 4809-nucleotide messenger RNA. NCBI's taxonomy places the organism in Eukaryota, Metazoa, Chordata, Actinopteri, Osteoglossiformes, Mormyridae. The record is from RefSeq and is a predicted model, not a curated record.